Molecule: messenger RNA, 3840 nt
Organism: Micropterus dolomieu (smallmouth bass)
Lineage: Eukaryota; Metazoa; Chordata; Actinopteri; Centrarchiformes; Centrarchidae
Gene: ntng2a
Product: netrin g2a
Exons: 14
Coding region: 303-3281 (992 amino acids)
Source: RefSeq, a predicted model, not a curated record
UGGUGUUCAACGUUUUGUCGUCUGUUUAAUAAGAUUAUCAAGAAUCACUCUGAAGACACAAACUACAGCCAGAAAGGUUAGCGAUGGGCGGAGCCUCUUCAGGACUGUUUCCACAGGUCUGACUGAACUUCAGGUAUUACCCAGCAACCAUGGCAACCACAAGAUAACCACCUGUUAACCAUGACAACCACCUGUUUGAAGCCGGUCGAGCAGAACUGAACCUGCGGAUUUAAAAAUGUGGGAGUUGACUUUGAGAUGUGUCCUUCUGAGGAACUUCCUGUCUGUCUGACUGUCAGUCCACCAUGUCUCACCUCCUGCCCCACCUCCUCCCCCUCCUGCUCGUCCUGCCGUCGCUGGGCAGGUGUCAGACCGGCGGUCAGUUUGACGUGUGUCGGUCUCUGCGCGGCUCAGAGGCGGGGCCGGGGUGGGAGUUUUACUCCUGUCAGCCCCCCGCUGCCAACAUGAAGGAGGUGAUGCAGAUCAGAGUCGACCCCCCUGGCAUCACCUGUGGAAAUCCACCUGAGAGGUUCUGCACACUGGAGAACCCUUACCUGUGCAGCGAUGAGUGUGACGCGUCCAGCCCCGACCUGUCUCACCCUCCUCAGCUAAUGGGAGAUAGGGAGAGGGGGGGGCUCAUCACCUAUUGGCAGACCGUCACAUGGUCCAGGUAUCCUGAGCCCUUAUUGGCCAACAUCACCCUGUCCUGGAACAAGAGUCUGGAGGUGGUUGAUGACAUCAUCAUCACCUUUGAGUACGGCCGACCAACCAGCAUGGUGCUGGAGAAAUCUCUGGAUAAAGGUGUAACUUGGCAGCCAUAUCAGUACUAUGCUGAUGACUGUCUGGAGGCAUUCGGCAUGUCUCCUAAACGGGUCUCUGAUUUAGCACCGAGUAACUUAACCCGGGUUAUCUGUACCGAGCAAUACUCACGCUGGGUUGGAGCUAAGGAGGAGAAAAGCGUGGUGUUCGAGGUGCGCGGCCGGUUCACGGUGUUUGCAGGUCCCAAGUUGAUCAACAUGGAUGCCCUGUACACCCGGAUGGAGACCAUGAAGGGUCUGAGAGAUUUCUUCACCUUUACCAACCUCCGACUGCGACUCCUCCGCCCGGCACUGGGAGGGACCUACGUCCAGAGAGACAACCUGCUGAAAUACUUCUAUGCUAUUUCUAACAUUGACGUACCUGCCAGGUGUAAGUGUAACCUGCAUGCGUCUCAGUGUGUGUUACGUGAUGCGACGCUGCAGUGUGAAUGCGACCACAACACGAGUGGACAGGACUGUCAGCGCUGCAGCCAAGGCUUCAAUUCCCGUAGCUGGAGACCAGGAUCAUACCUGCCCCUACCCAAAGGCACUGCCAACACCUGUGAAGCAGCAGAAACAACAGCCAAUGCUCCUCUUCCUGAUGUACCUUCUCCUGAUGAAGUGGCUCCUGAUGUACCUCCUCCAGAUGUUUCUCUUCUUGAUGUACCUCCUCCAGAUGUUUCUCUUCUUGAUGUACCUUCUCCUGAUGUACCUCCUCCAGAUGCUCCUCUUCCUGAUGUACCUUCUCCUGAUGAAGUGGCUCCUGAUGUACCUCUUCCAGAUGUUUCUCUUCUUGAUGUAGCUUCUCCUGAAGCAGCGCCUGAUGUACCUCCUUCAGAUGUUCCUCUUCCUAAUGAAGCAGCUCCAGAUUUACCUCCCUCUGAUGUACCUCCUCCAGAUGCUCCUCUUCCUGAUGUCCCUUCUCCUGAUGAAGUGGCUCCUGAUGUACCUCUUCCAGAUGUUUCUCUUCUUGAUGUACCUUCUCCUGAUGUACCUCCUCCAGAUGCUCCUCUUCCUGAUGUACCACUUCCUGAUGUACCUCCUCCUGAUGUACCUCCAGAGGCGCCCUCCUCUAGGACUCCAGACCCUCUGAUAGAUGUACCUUCACCUGAAAAACGUCCUCUGGAUAUACCUCCUCCAGAUGUACCUUCUCCUGAUGGAGCACCUCCUGAAGUACCUCUUCCUGAUGCUCCUGUAGACUACUUUUUGCCUUCUUCUGAAGAAGGAGAAGGUGAUGUUGCACCAGACACAAGGUCCACCACCAUAGAUCGGUCUGACCCUGCUGGUGAUUUUGUCCCUGUGGACUUCACUUUCCCUUUUCCAGAUGAUCCAAAUUCAGUUAAACCUGGACCAGAUUCUGGAGCAGUGCCUGUUGUUGAUCGUGGGACCAUUCCAGAUGAUUUCCGUGGAUCUGUUGAUGUUCCUAGAUCCAGUUUAGUCAAUGCUGGACUGGAUUCUGUUUCAGCAGGGCUAGAUACAGGGGAAAGAGGAAAUGGUGGAAUGGAAUCAACUGGACCAGAUUCCCCUGUACCAGAUAGUGCAAGUCCUGAUCUAGAUUCUAGACGAGAUUCUUCUUCACCAGACAGUGCAAGUUCCGUUCUAUAUUCUAGACCAGAUUUUCCUGAAGCAGUAGAUAAUCCAGGAGUUGAUUCUUCAGCAGCUCAAAUGGAAGGAAAGUUCUCUAGAGAGGAUUCUGCUGCCGGUGGACAAGCAGGACGGUCGGGGUCGGAUGAAAAGAAAGACUCUAAACAAGAGAAGACGGGAGAGCAAAGAGAAGAGAAAGUCACUGAGGCCAAAGAGGAAACAAAAGAGAAAUCUAAGGAGGAAUCUAAGAAGGAAGGAGAGGAGGAGAAAGAUGACAAAGUCUAUGAGAAAAAAGCGACCCAGAAGAUUCUGAUUCCAGGAGGACCAAAGUUCAGUCAGCUGUCCAAAAUCGCCUAUGUCACCUUCCAGGACUGUGAGUGUAACGGUCACUCCAAUCGCUGCAGCUACAUUGACUUCAUCAACGUGAUCACGUGUGUGAGCUGCAAACACAACACACGAGGACAAAACUGUCAGUACUGUCGGCUCGGUUACUAUAGAAACGCCUCACUGGCGCUGGAUGACGAGAACGUCUGUGUUGAGUGUGACUGUGAGCUGCAGCGCAGUCUGUCUCCUCACUGCUCAGACUCUGGGCUCUGUCAGUGUAAACCCGGAGCCUCGGGGCGGCGCUGUGACUCCUGUCUACCUGGGUACAACUGGAGAGGAGGUGAAGCCGGCUGCACAGUUAACCUGUGUGACGAGGAGCGUCUGAUUUGUCAGAACGGAGGAACCUGCGUCGACUUCCAGCGCUGUGUCUGUCCGGACAGCUUCACAGGUUCGUUCUGCGAGCAGAUCGUCUGUCUGAAGAAGGGUGGUUGCCUUGACGACGCAGAGGGCUCCUCCUCCUCUCUGACCUCACACCUUUACCUGCUGACCCUCAGUCUGAUGUCCUCCACCUUCUGCUGACCCCGCCCCCGGACCCAAGGAGACGUCUGACCACGCCUGCUGUUCACUGAGUCCUACAGGCUCUCACAUGUAGGACACAGGAAAUGACAUCACAACGGGAACUGAAUAGAAAUAAGUUUCAGAAGCCGCACAUCAGGAAUCAUUUCCGCUUUGUGAAUAAUAAUCUAUAAUAAAUGUACCUUAUGUCUGGGGGGAAUGCUCUGUUGUGACUGGCUAACAUAAUAACGUUGUUGAUUGGCUGAGGAGCAGCCGUGUGAUCACAGACUUUCUGUCAGGACACAACUGUAAAAAUGUGACCAUGACGAACUUUGAUCAGUAAAGACAAGUCAUCAGAGAAACGAACUGUCAAUCACCAGCCUCACGAGAACGUCAGAGAGCCAAGAGAUCUGCGUUCUUAUUGGUCGGCUGAUCCUGGUGGAGACUGGUGACAUCAUACAUCCUUGACAGACAGUUACCAUGGAGAUGGAGUUUUUUGUAGCCAGAGCGCAGUUUGACUGUAAAAAGGUCAAACGUCACCGAGUCAUGACCUCAUGAUGGAAAUAAAGAUGUGUCACACACA